AUGUCGACUAGCGGUUUCGAUGGAUCGAGCGACAGCAGUAUCGUGCCUGGUGCCGCACUUCAAUACCGAUGGAAACUACUCACAACCGAUGAUCUCCGCCACAUUGGAGACUUUCGCUCUGAGGCGUUCCUCUACGUCAAGCGGGCAGCUCAACCAGAACAAUUUCACCGUGCUACCGCGCGUCGCAUUGCCAAUGCUCGAGUACAAAGGAUAGCUUUCAAGACAGCCAAUGCAGUGCAGUUUGAAGCAAUCACUUCGCACCAUCUUGAUGUUGUGCAUGCAAGAAGACCGGAGUCGGCUCCAUUUGAAGCUCCUGAGGAUAACACAACUGCACAAGCAAUAGAAUUAGGCCGACAGCAAGAGGCUCUGCAGCAGCAGGAAGCCGAUAAACAGGCCAUACCGGAUACAGCAAUUGUGAGCGUUAGGGUCAAUGGUUUAUGGAUGCCUCUGGAGGUCGACAUUCUGUCACUUCGGCGUGCAUUACGACUGCCAGGCCACGAUAUAUUCUCUCGCGGUAUCUACCAUGAAUUCACACCCACUCAGCCAACCAAUGGAAUGAUGAGCGACGAGGACCAUGCCGAUGACGAGUCCAUGAACUAGAAGAAAACGCGAGCUUAGUGCAGUACGAGAUGCAUGUAUCAAAUAAUAUUCAUCAUUACAAAAUUAAGCUACUCAUCGUC
Molecule: messenger RNA, 680 nt
Organism: Phytophthora infestans T30-4
Lineage: Eukaryota; Oomycota; Peronosporomycetes; Peronosporales; Peronosporaceae
Exons: 2
Coding region: 1-600 (199 amino acids)
Source: RefSeq, a predicted model, not a curated record